Raphanus sativus (radish) is the source of this 2120-nucleotide messenger RNA. Its product is annotated as nudix hydrolase 22, chloroplastic. Lineage: Eukaryota; Viridiplantae; Streptophyta; Magnoliopsida; Brassicales; Brassicaceae. Gene Ontology annotation, biological process: coenzyme A catabolic process. The record is from RefSeq and is a predicted model, not a curated record. Gene Ontology annotation, molecular function: coenzyme A diphosphatase activity; acetyl-CoA hydrolase activity. The coding region runs from base 74 to 766 and encodes 230 amino acids. The transcript is spliced from 13 exons.
AGGGCAAAAAGUAACUACUUUACAGAUAAGCUCUCUCUGUCUAUCCAAGUGUGAUUGAUUCGAUGCAAAAUUGAUGGAGUCCCCAGCAUCGGCAGCGAAAAGUGUCUCAAGAGGAUCAUCAUCCAGACUCUUCGCCUUGGCGCAGCAGCUUCGUGUAUACAAGGCGGAAGAGAGCACCGGGAAACUGAUCUCUCCGACGGCGAAGAAAGCAGCUGUGUUGAUCUGUCUCUUCGAAGGAGACGACGGUGAUUUUCGUGUCAUCCUCACUAAGAGGUCCUCCGGAUUGUCUACUCACUCUGGAGAAGUUUCUUUGCCAGGUGGUAAAGCAGAAGAAGAUGAUAAGGAUGAUGAUGGUGUUACUGCCACCAGAGAGGCAGAUGAAGAGAUUGGACUAAACCCUUCGCUUGUUGAUCUUGUUGCUUUCCUCGAACCUUUUCUCUCUCAGCAUCUGCUGAGAGUAACUCCUGUAGUAGGAAUAUUAUGGGACAGAAAAGCAUUCAAUCCAAUGCCAAAUCCUGCUGAGGUGGAAACCGUGUUCGAUGCACCUCUUGAAAUGUUUCUCAAGGAUGAGAACCGGAGAUCUGAGGAGAUCGAGUGGAUUGGGAAAAGGCAUUUGCUUCACUUCUUUGAUUACAGUACAGGAGAUAAGGAUUAUGUUAUAUGGGGGUUAACCGCCAUAAUCUUGAUAAGAGUUGCAUCUCUGGUAUAUCAACGACCACCCGCUUUCAUUGAACGGAUACCUAACUUUAAGCACCCCAGAAUGUGAAAAUGCAGACAAGGCUACUAGUUUAUAUGCCUAGCUGAUGGUGCUGAGUUCUUUGCUUGGGACGUCUUGUGGAAAAUUUGCAUGAAUCUUAUGGCGAGGAAGGUCGUUGUAGAUGUCUCUGUUUGCUCAUGUCCCAGCACACUAUCAAGUUAGAAAAUUAUGAAGACGGGAGAUUUGUGUAGAUCUAAAUCACUUUGACCUGAAGGCCAAGCUCUUUCUUGGAGAAUGUGGGAGCAUACGUGAGUGCCUGAUAUUAUAUGAUUAGAUAUCUCAUUCAUAUAUAUCCUGAAUGCAAAGCUCUUUCUUGGGAGUCCUUCAGCAUGUUCUGUGCCAAUCAACAAAUCUGAACUAUAUCAUAAAGAAGACAGAAUUAAAAAAAAAAAUCUGAAUCGGAUAUUGGAGAUCAACAAAUCUGAAUCAUAUACUAAUUCAACUGAUGCAAGAGCAAAGUGCAGCUUAUUCUUAGAAGUGUUUCAGCAUGUUCUAUGCCAAUCAACAAAUCUCAAUUGUACUAAUUCAACUGAUGCAAAAGCAAAGUGUGCAGACUAUUCCCCCAGGAAUAUUUCGUCCUUUGUGAACCUGACAACAUCUGGUUAUCAUUCUUGAUGAAUCAACCCGCCACAUUACUUGUGUUCACGGAACUUUAUCAACCUGGGCGUUAUACUCUCGGUUUCUUGCAGCUCAUUCUUGGAUAAAAUUGGCAGCAUUUGCCUUGUAGUAGUAAAGAAGUAUAUCUGGUUGGAAUGCUUCAAGAAGAGGCCACAUGUUUGCAAAUCUGAAUAAUCUGACAUGAAAGUGAAGCUCGUUCUUGGAGGAUUAGGCAGCUUACUCUGAGUGGUGUCUGAUGUGAUUUGUCAAGAAGAGUUUCCUUUAUUGCAAAUUGUCAAUCAUCCUACACCAAAGUGAAGCCUAAAUCAGUGAACAUGAGAUUGUCAUCUUGAUCUUGCUUAUCAAGGAGUCCUGAUAUGCUCUCCACAUUCUGAGUUACUGAGAUGGAGUGAUGUUGAUAAAACAAGAAAACUGGAGCAUUCCAAGACUCGGGACCUCUCGCACCCUAAGCUAGAAUCAUACCACUACACCAAAUAAACGCUGACAUAUUUGGGUUCAGAUGCUGAAUCUGAGUAGCUCUUUGUCCAGUUACUUGACAAAAGAUCUUUGCUGAAUUAAGGAAGCUGCAUCAAAAACCUUUGUCCAAAUAGUUGACUUUUAGAUCUUUCUCCAUUUAGUUGACAAAGAUCUUUGCUGGCGUAAGGAACCUGCCUCGUAUAUCUCUGUCCACUUAAUUGCAUUUCAGCAUUUAUGGUAUUCAGAAGGAGAAAAAAAAGCAUUGUAGGGUGACAAAUCCGACUUGUGU